AUGAACGACCACAAAUUGGUCUUCUGGGUCAGAUCUUUGAGGGUGACAGUUAACUUGUUCUGGUCGACCGUGAGUAGCCCAUCUAGUAUGCGCAAUACCACAAUGAGAGACAAAAGUAACGUCUCUGUUCGGAUUUUGCUUAGUAAUCUCCUCUUUCAAAGCACUCACUUUACCGAUUUGCUUAUAGAUGAAAGUAGAAUCAGCUUCGUCACCAUCGAUAGCAAUACCGGUGGAAUCAUAGCCUCUAUAUUCUAA
Saccharomyces cerevisiae S288C is the source of this 255-nucleotide messenger RNA. RefSeq lists its product as uncharacterized. The record is from RefSeq and is marked reviewed. Bases 1 to 255 code for a protein of 84 amino acids. The transcript has a single exon. NCBI's taxonomy places the organism in Eukaryota, Fungi, Ascomycota, Saccharomycetes, Saccharomycetales, Saccharomycetaceae.